Platichthys flesus (European flounder) is the source of this 3020-nucleotide messenger RNA. It is a transcript of the gene exo1, whose product is annotated as exonuclease 1. Gene Ontology annotation, biological process: mismatch repair; DNA recombination. NCBI's taxonomy places the organism in Eukaryota, Metazoa, Chordata, Actinopteri, Pleuronectiformes, Pleuronectidae. Gene Ontology annotation, molecular function: DNA binding; metal ion binding; 5'-3' DNA exonuclease activity. Gene Ontology annotation, cellular component: nucleus. The transcript has 14 exons. Bases 126 to 2504 code for a protein of 792 amino acids. The record is from RefSeq and is a predicted model, not a curated record.
CUGAAUCGCUUUUUUUACCGCUAAAACCAAACUCGCUCUAGUUUCUUCUUCCUGCAGAUGCUUGUGUGUUUGGAUAAAUACAGCAGGACAGAGAGGUUCUGUUUUACUCAGAGCUGCAGCUGAAGAUGGGAAUCACUGGUCUACUACAGUUCAUCAAUGAUGCAUCUGAGCCCAUCAGUGUGAAAAAAUACAGAGGCCAGACAGUGGCUGUGGACACGUACUGCUGGCUGCACAAAGGAGCGUUUUCAUGUGCUGAGAAGCUGGCCAAAGGAGAACCCACUGACCAAUAUGUACGGUACUGCAUGAAAUUUGUGGACAUGUUGUUGACCUUUGGUGUCAAACCAGUGCUGGUUUUUGAUGGACGCAAUCUGCCUUCCAAACAAGGAGUGGACAAGGCUCGCAGAGAGCGCAGACAAGCUAACCUUCAUAAAGGCAAGCAGCUCCUCCGUGAAGGUAAAUUGUCCGAGGCCAGGGACUGUUUUACCCGCUGUGUUAACAUCACACCAGCCAUGGCUCAUAAUCUUAUUAAGGUUGCAAGGGCAAGAGGGGUGGACUGUGUGGUGGCUCCAUAUGAAGCUGAUGCUCAGUUAGCUUACCUCAAUAAAUCCGGUUUGGCCCAGGCUGUCAUCACUGAAGACUCUGACCUGCUGGCAUUUGGCUGUAAAAAGGUGAUUCUAAAAAUGGACAAGCAGGGCAACGGACUGGAGAUAGACCAAAGUAACCUGGGCCGAUGUCGCAGCUUGGGGAACGUUUUCACAGAGGAGAAAUUUCGGUACAUGUGCAUCAUCUCUGGCUGCGACUAUCUGCCCUCCCUGCAUGGCAUUGGCCUGGGCAAAGCCUGCAAGCUGCUAAGGCUGGCCCAAGACCCAGAUAUCCUAAAGGUGAUCAGAAAGAUGGGCCAGUACCUGAAAUCUAAUCUAGUAGUUCCAGAGGAUUACAUCGAGGGGUUCAUCAGAGCCAACAACACCUUCCUUCAUCAGCUCGUCUUCGAUCCCAUUGGGAGGAAGGUUGUACCUCUCAACCCAUACCCUGAGAAUAUUGACCCAGACACACUCAGCUAUGCUGGAACAAAUGUAGGAGAUGAAAAGGGCUUGCAAAUGGCCUUAGGAAAUGUGGACAUCAACACAAUGGCGAGGAUAGAUGACUUCAACCCAGACAAACCCCCUUCGCAGAAGCCAAAACGCCGUAGUCAGCACUGGAAUGACUCGCCAGCUCCCACUGGGCCUAGUAUAUGGAGUGUAGGCUUCAAGCCAUCGUCUGCAGACCCGCCCUCUUCUGCUGUGUCUCCAGACAGGACUUCCUCCUCCAGGGGGAAGGAGAGAGUCAUCGGCUUACAAGGUCUGAGGCUGCCCUGCAGAGAGCUGCAGGUGAAGAGACCAAGAGAGGACUCUGGAGUAUCAGACCAGGACGUGCUGCAGCAGUACUCCUCCUCCAGUCAGAAACGAUCCAAGACAGACCAACAGCCUGACAAGCCCAAAUUAACAAGUCAGUCACAACCACGCAACCGCUUCGCCACGCUGCUGCAGAGGAGGAACCAGGAAGCUGCGGAGGAUGGCCAGGCCACAUGCAGCAGAUUCUUCAGCAGUCCCAGUUCCACAGUCUGUCUCAGCACCUUGGAGUCUGCUCAGGGGGAUUUACCUCAUGGUGUGGAGCCCACAGCUGUAACUCCCACUGAGGACAAGUUCUCUCACAGCGACCAAACCAAUGACAGCGAUGGUCCCGAUGUUCCAUCUGUGGACACCCCGAGCCCCCCUCCAUCACCAGGCACUACACCCCCCAGUUCAUCCAGUGGCUUCAGGCUCUUUAACUGGUCGGGCAGCUCCUCUUCCAUGGAAAAAUCAAAAAGCCCUAAUUCCACCUCAGGCCUGGCUGCCCUUCAGCAAUUUCAGUUUAAGAGGGAGAGUUUUCCCUCCUCUCCAAAGAUCCAACAUCCCUGUAAAGACAUGUCAUCCUUGUGUCCGUCCCCCACUGACGGAAACCCAGAGGACAACCCCCCAGACUUCCCAACGUCCCAGGACAGUGACUACUUCUCCCAGUCUCAGCCUUACAACACAGCCUGCCACAAAGAGGAAGUCCCCACCCACAGCCUCCAGAAUGAUGACACAUCUGAAAUUAAUCUGCACAGAGAUUCAGAGGUCAAGCAGAGUCUAACAUACUCAAAUAAGAAAUCUGGCAUUCUGGGGUCAAAGGUUUCAGGUCUGUCAAAACUGAAGUCCAUCAACCACAGUCAAGCAGCAAAAGUGCCGAUGUUGGGCCCAGCCAGGGCCAGUGGGCUGAGGAAGAAGUCUGUGGGAUCUGUGAAGAAAGUCUCCUCCCCCAAUAAUGAGAACAGUCCUGGAGUCCAGGCCACCAUCAGCAGCCUGUGGAAGAACUUCAGCUUCAAAAAAGAUACCCAGAAGCUGACUUCCUGUAUGGAGCGAAAGUCAAAGCCCAUGUCUCCAGUCAAAGACAACCUGCUGACCAGCUCGUCUCUCACAGACAUCGGCUUAAUCACCAGCUUCUGAAAGAUGCUUUGAAUGUUUCAGACAACUCUGUGUCGGAGGGACCUUUUAAACAUACCAUGUAUGUCAAUUAUAUUUUCAUCAACUUGUAUUUCUUAAUGUAGUUUUAAAUAAAGCAACUCACUUAUGAUCAAAGUGUAUCCUUGGUUAAGUUUUGAUAAACUCUAUAUUGAGAUUACUAUAUUAUACUCAAGAGUGUUUGCGUAACAUCUUUCAGGAACUGUGUGUUUUGCUUCAGCACUGCAGUUAAAGAAUGUGUCAUGUAGUGAGGUGGCUCUAAGAAUGCACAAUGCAUACUUGAGUCUUUCCUGAAAACGACCUACCUGCAUGCAAGCCAGAGAAUGUGGCGAGAAGACUGCUGGCUUGUUAUGUCUUCAAAAGCAUGUUGAGUAUCUGCACUUGUCCGACUGAGCUGAGACUUUUCUGUUGACUGUUAAGAAUUGUAUGAGCUCUGUUAAAUAAUAAUAAUAAUAAUAAUGAUGAUGAUGGUGGUGAUGUCAAAGAAUCUUACGUUCAUCU